UAUUAAGUUGUGUUGAGUGUAAACACACGUGGGUGUUUCAAAUCAUUAUUGAAUUGUGAAUUAUUAUUUAAAGUAAUAAAUAUAAUAAAGUAAAUAUGAAAGUUAAAGAUUUGCGUAAAAAUCCACUGAGCCGUAAAAAGCCAGAAAAAGAUGAUGAUGGUGUAAAAAUAAAGGAAGAGACAAGUGAUAAAGAUGAUAAUAAGGUUAGAUUUCCAUCGGACACUAAUUUUAAUCAUAUAAAAUGCAAAGCUGUAAGGCAAAUGAAAGUCCAGAAGAUGAUGAAGGCCAAGGCCAAGGCGAAAAAAGAGGCCAAGAAGGCCCGCAUCCAAGAAGGAGCUCCAAAAGGUGUCACCCAUACCAUUGAAAGUCUCAGAGAAAAAGAUGAGACCAUGAUCAAAGGUGAUCUAGAUGAUGAAGAGAAUGCUGAGCUGAAAGCUGAGUUAAUGAAUGAUGAAUUUGCUGCUUAUUAUCAGAAAGAUUACGAACCAAAAGUUCUGAUAACUUAUUCUGACAACCCUACGAGAAAAACAAGAAUCUUUGGUCGUGAAUUAACGCGAAUUAUUCCCAACUCAAUUUCUCUUUAUCGUAAUCGCUCGGGUGUUAAAAAAAUGGUAAAGUCUGCGACUGCUAGAGGGUUCACUGAUAUUGUUAUUGUUAAUGAGAAUCAAUGUCAGCCAAAUGGUAUGCUGGUUAUUCAUUUACCAGAUGGUCCAACAGCGUUAUUUAAACUCAGUAAUGUUAAAAUAACUCCUGAAUUGAAGCGUAGUCACAAAGAAAUUACAACUCACAGACCGGAAGUUAUUUUAAAUAAUUUUUCUACACGAUUGGGGCAUACUAUUGGCCGUAUGCUGGGUGCUCUCUUUCACUAUCAGCCGGAAUUUAAAGGUCGUAGAGCUGUUACUUUUCAUAAUCAACGUGAUUAUAUAUUUUUCAGACAUCACAGAUAUGAGUUUGAUUUAGAAAAAGGUAAAGCUAAAUUACGUGAACUGGGACCAAGAUUCACUUUGAAAUUACGAUCACUUCAACACGGAACCUUUGAUAGUAAAUACGGAGAGUAUGAAUGGAUUAUUCAGGGUCGUCGUCAUGCUUUGGAAACAAGUAGAAGAAAAUUCUUCUUGUAAUUUUCAUUUUUUUUAUUGUCCUUAAAAAACUUAUAGACUAUAAGGAUUAAUUAUAAAUAAAAAAUAAUAAAGUAGAAAUUAUUGAAUUUUAAAAUUGACUA
Microplitis demolitor is the source of this 1222-nucleotide messenger RNA. RefSeq names its product probable ribosome production factor 1. Gene Ontology annotation, molecular function: rRNA primary transcript binding. Bases 96 to 1121 code for a protein of 341 amino acids. The record is from RefSeq and is a predicted model, not a curated record. Gene Ontology annotation, biological process: maturation of 5.8S rRNA; maturation of LSU-rRNA. The transcript is spliced from 3 exons. Lineage: Eukaryota; Metazoa; Arthropoda; Insecta; Hymenoptera; Braconidae. Gene Ontology annotation, cellular component: preribosome, large subunit precursor; nucleolus.